This is a messenger RNA of Cooperia oncophora, 771 nucleotides long. The record is from the annotation of a GenBank genome assembly. Lineage: Eukaryota; Metazoa; Nematoda; Chromadorea; Rhabditida; Trichostrongylidae.
AUGAGCGAAAAAUUGAAUAUUGUCUAUCGACUGUUACAAGAGUUGUCUCCGUAUGUGCACAAUGCAAGGACACACUCUCCUGAACAGGUGACACAGCUGGUUGAAAGCAUUAAGCAAUUCGGCUGGACAAAUCCGGUGCUGAUUGAUGAAAAGGGUGAAAUUAUUGCGGGGCACGGGCGUGUUAUGGCGGCUGAGGCGCUCAAAAUGGAUUCGGUUCCGGUCAUUGUUCUGUCUGGUCUGACGGAUGAUCAGAAAAAGGCGUACCGCCUGGCUGAUAAUCGCCUGCCGAUGAGUGCUGGCUGGGAUGAAGAUCUGUUACGGAUGGAGCUGUCGGACCUAAUCAAUGCUGAUUUUGAUAUCUCCCUGACAGGAUUCUGCCCGACAGAAAUUGACGAACUAUUAACGGAUGUUUUGCCAGGUACAGCGAAUGAGGAUGAGCCGUACACGACGAAAAUUGAUACGCCUGUUUAUGAGCCGUCAGGGGAUGAACCGGAUAUCAGGGCAAAGCUCGGGAAAUUUGGUGUUGAGAUCCUGCUGGAGGAUAAGGCUGCCGCCCGGCGCGAACUUAUCAAGCUGAUAAUGGCGACGAAAGGAAGUUCUGCUGGUGGUGCAACUGACAGUCGCAAUGAUCUGGAGCUUGAAGGACUGAGGCUUCGCAACGAAAAGCUGCGCACUGAGAUUGAAAACCUCAAAAAAGGCGUGGGUGGUGAGAAUAACGAAAUAAUUAUCCACAACUCUCUGCCGAUGCCGGGAGUGGAUAAUGUCGAUUGA